AGUUUUUCGCUAGCUAUCACUUAUGUGCUUAAUUCCGUGACCAGGACUCCACUUUCUUGAAAGAACCGUAUUGAUGCAAUAUUUAACGGAAAACAGGUGAUACAAACUGACAACAAUGCCAGCCUUGCGACUUUUUGGACGCAAAUGGUUAGCUGCAUCCGAUGACCUCGUCUUUCCAGGGUUAUUUGAAUUUGCCUUUAGGCUUAUUUGGUUAAUCCUAAUGGGAAUAGUAUGUUAUGAAUAUUACACGAACACAUGGGCAUGUUCACGUGGUGGAGAAUAUGUUCGUAGUUAUUUAAUUGGAAUGAUUGUAUUAUUAAGUAUUAUACUAAUAUUAUGCAUUGCACUUGUAAAUCGAAGCGCACAAGGCAGUAUUACAGAUGUGCAUGCCAGACGACAUGUAGCACCAUUACUUAAAUUGAAAAUAUUUCUAAUUAUACCAGAAUUUGUAUUGAAUGUUAUUGGUACAAUAUGGGCAUUUAGUGACUUAAUUGAGUGUAACAAAGCUUCUGGCAAUUUUACUGUAACUGUUAUUGAAUAUCUUGUUGUAUUCGAUUGGAUAUUAUUCUUAUUAAUUAUAUUUGGAUUCAUAAUGGUAUUCGAUCCAGUUGGUUCGAAACGAUACAUUGAUUUACAAGAAACACCUGGCGAAAAUAUACGACAUCAGAAAGUAAUAAGUGUAUGGCAACGUAGAUUUCGUUGGAUAUUUUGUUGGAUACGUAGCGAUGAACAUCGCCGUGAAGCAUUUAGCGCUGUGGCUGGUAUUUUAAGUUCAUUAUUUCGUGGUACAGAUCUUGUGCCUACAGACAUAAUGGCUGGUUCAAUAUUAUUGCGUGUUGAACAAAAAAAGAAAACACGUGAUAUGCGUCGAAUACAGUCGUUAUAUGAUACACCAUCGAAAUAUACAACAGAUAUUCAUAAACUAUUUGCUACCUCACCGAAAUGGAUGAAUUUAGAAUAUGCAUAUCAUUUUUUAAAACUAUCAAUGGCUUCAUAUGGUUGGCCAUUUUUGAUAUAUCAACAUUGUACCACGGGCUGUUGUAGAUUAUUACCAAAGUUAAGAUGUUGCUCAUGUUUCCGUCGAAAAACUGUUGAAGUAACGGACGAUAAUUGUUGUAUGUGUAAUUUGGCUGCGUUUAAAUAUAUGUCCAAAGCAAAAGAUGAUAAUAUACUUUUUGCAUCAUUUCGUAAUCAUAUUUUUGAGUUACCAUUUUGUGUAAUAGCCGAUCACCAAACAUCUAGUAUCGUAAUAGCUAUACGUGGAUCAAUAUCACUACGAGAUAUUUUUACUGAUUUUACUGCAGCGUCUGAUCCAUUUGAAGUAGAAGGUAUGCCACCAGAUACAUCUGCUCAUCGAGGAAUGAUAGCUGGUGCAAAUUACGUGGAAAAACGUUUAGAAGAAUCAGAUGUAUUAGCAAAAGCAUUUGAACGCUAUCCAAAAUAUUCACUCAUAAUAACUGGUCAUAGUUUGGGAGCCGGUGUCGCUGUAUUACUGGGUAUUAAAUUACGUCCACAGUAUGGAAAUUUAAAAGUAUAUGCAUUUUCUGUGCCGGCUGGAUUAAUAAGCAGAGAUGCGGCAAGAUUAACUGAAAGUUUUGUAUUUACUGUUGGCGUUGGUGACGAUCUUGUAAUGCGAUUAGGUGUUGAUAGUAUAGAAAAUCUUCGAACAAAUUUGUUACAAGUACUUAGAGCUAGUAAAUUACCAAAGUAUCGAAUUUUAUUAAAUGGCUGUGGGUAUGCAUUAUUUGGAGUACCAAGUGGUGAUUUAGAAAGUAUAUGGAAAGAUGAAACAGGUUCAUCAGGACAAUCACCUUUAUUAAAUACUCGUCCUGUACAAACUGUGGCUGCGUCUUGUGAGGCUGCAAUGCUAUCCAGAGAUAUUUCUGUAAGAAGGUACUCGAAAACUAGACUAUUUACAGCAGGGCGGAUAUUGCAUAUUGCGCAUAGAAAAAAAUCAAAGACUGAAAGAAAAAAUGGUACUGGUGGUCCUAGUUUCGAAAUGCGUUGGGCAACAGCUGAAGAUUUUAUUGAAUUGCGUGUAAUGCCCAGAAUGUUAUUAGAUCAUUUACCGGAAAAUGUUUGUAAGACAUUAGAAACAGUUCUUGAAGAAACUGGUGAACAUCAUGAAAGAUUUACAACGAUUGUUGUGUGAUAUUUUUAUUAUUAUUAAUUAUUAAAUGUUAAUAAGUAGCUAA
Molecule: messenger RNA, 2195 nt
Organism: Chrysoperla carnea
Lineage: Eukaryota; Metazoa; Arthropoda; Insecta; Neuroptera; Chrysopidae
Product: diacylglycerol lipase-beta-like
Exons: 10
Coding region: 116-2152 (678 amino acids)
Biological process (GO): lipid metabolic process
Source: RefSeq, a predicted model, not a curated record